Molecule: messenger RNA, 2328 nt
Organism: Daldinia decipiens
Lineage: Eukaryota; Fungi; Ascomycota; Sordariomycetes; Xylariales; Hypoxylaceae
Exons: 4
Coding region: 1-2328 (775 amino acids)
Molecular function (GO): protein binding
Source: RefSeq, a predicted model, not a curated record
AUGGAUCCAGGCUCGGGCUCUCCCUCGCAACGCAUUCAGUACAAGCCUCUCGACGCUUCCCACAACGAGAUUCGAAAUGAAAAUAGUGGGAACUUGGAGGAAGCAGGAGACGUAAAGGUACAGAGCACAACGGUUGAUUCCAUAUACGCCUUGCAAGAUUUGCCAGGGAAAGGGAAAGGUCUCGUUGCAAGGGAGAAGAUCUCCAAGGGCACGCGAAUUCUUUCUGAAGAGGCCGUAGUUACACUCAGUGCAUCGGUCGGCAGCGAGCGGCUUCGAACAUCCAUCUGCCAGCAAGUUGAAGCCCUUAGCGAAAACCAGCGGCGAGACUUCCUAUCCAUGCACAACAUCCACCCAUACAGGAAUACUGCUGAGCAGUAUCUCGGGAUUUUUCGAACAAACUCCCUACCUGUCGAAGCCGUUGGAGAUAAAGGGGCAAUCUUUCUGGAAGCAUGUCGCAUCAACCACGCUUGCGAUAAUAAUGCACAGAAGAACUGGAACGAAAAUAUCAAACGACACACAGUACAUGCUCUGAAAGACAUCAACAAAGGCGAAGAGAUUACGAUAACCUACCUAGGCCCUCUCAAGAACCGCAAAACACGGCAGAAGGCUCUUCAGGAAAAGUUCCACUUUACAUGUUUGUGCCAUCUCUGCUCCUUACCGCCAGAGAAGAGCCAGGAAAGCGACAGGAGAUUAGAGGAGAUCCACCGCUUGGACUGUGUCAUCGACCAACUCGGCACAGAGGGGGUUUUGGUAUCCCCACUCCGGACCCUUCGCUACUUGGAUCAACAGGUACGUCUAUAUAACGAGCAAGGGCGAGAGGACGUUGGUUUUGCGCAGGCCUUUGUCAAUGCCGCUCAGCUCGUUGUCGCCAAUAGCGACUUGGCAAGGGGACGUGUCUUCGCGGAGAGGGCGGCGUCUGUUUGGAAGACAACCCUUGGCGGUGACAGCGCGGAAGCUAUCCAGCACGGAGCUCUAGCACAGGAUCCCUCGAAUUACGAGCUAUUCGGAAUCUCAAUGAAGUGGAAGACGAAAGUGAAUGAAACCCCGCAAGGACUUGAACCGGGCGACUUCGAAGACUGGCUUUGGAAGAGGGAGAAGCCAAACCAUCCCGGACAGCUGGCGGAUCUACGGAGCCGCACGAAUUUCCCCGGGUUUAUUGACCUCCCGGACGAGAACGGCGUCGACCCGGAUUUUUAUGAGAGAAGCAAUAUAGGUACAUACCAACCGCGACGCCAUUGGUGCUUCUUUGGUGAGAUUGUGGAUUUCGCUUCGAUACUUCGUCUGCAGAUGGAGAUCAAGGAUGUUGACGGUACGACAAUUCCGCUAUACUUCUAUACCGAUAGCCGAGGCAGUGAAUUGGCAGCAGGACAGGUUCAAAAGGGCUAUACGGUCGCCAUUCUCUACGCAGAGCGCCACGUAUUUAUGUCCGGUGAAACCGGUAUCCGCCAUGAGAAUCCGCCGUUGAUCAAGAUCUUUCCACUGUCACUGGAUAAGCUGCUAGUGUUGAACGACCAGAUCCAACAGUUCUCGGCAGAGAUAAAUGGUAUGAAAAUAUGUCACGGGUGCGGAAAGAAGGCGGCCUCUUUGCAACAGUGUGGCAAGUGCUUGUUUUUCUGGUAUUGCAAUAAGGCCUGCCAAGUAGCUGGCUGGAACGAGAAAGGACACAAGGCUGAUUGUAAGCUCCUUAAAGAUCCCAAUUUGCGAGGAUUGGUCAAACGAAACCUAUCCGAAGCUGAGACAACACAGUCUGGUCCCAAGCGCGCAAAGAACAUGAAAGGGACAAGCAAGUAUGAGCGAUCGGAGGACGAGAAUUCUGAUUAUUAUGACGAAAGAUCGGACUACUCGGAAGGAGACGAGAAACCGCGGCGAAUCCUUACUUUCAAAGAACUUCAAGUCGCUUACCCACUUCCGAUGAUCAGAGAUCUUAAAGCCCGGAAAUUGGUCCAAGAUCGUACACCCUCCGCCGCGGCGAGCAGCAAUAAAAAUAAGGACGUGGCCGUAGUUUAUACCGUCGCACAUGCGAAACAUGGUCCAUAUAUGGGCCACGAGUUCGACUUUUUAGGCACAUAUAGUAGUCUCGAAGCAGCCAAUGUGCAAGUUCUGAGCUUCUUCAACGCAAAGUACCAAAGCCAUUUGGACUCCGAUAGUGUACUUAGAAAAGGCCAAGAAGUCCAAGGGGACAUCGGUGCUUGUUAUUGGAUCGACAAAAAUGGGCUUCUAUCGUUUUGUGGUCGCGAAGAGUACGUUGAAUUCAAAAUCAAUAUUAUUAAGCAGGAAGUUAGGACGAAUGGCCUCGUUGGAGGACGGACCUCAAUACUCAGUGGAUAG